Penicillium longicatenatum is the source of this 1599-nucleotide messenger RNA. RefSeq lists its product as uncharacterized. The record is from RefSeq and is a predicted model, not a curated record. Gene Ontology annotation, molecular function: transmembrane transporter activity. The coding region runs from base 1 to 1599 and encodes 532 amino acids. Gene Ontology annotation, cellular component: membrane. Gene Ontology annotation, biological process: transmembrane transport. The transcript has 5 exons. NCBI's taxonomy places the organism in Eukaryota, Fungi, Ascomycota, Eurotiomycetes, Eurotiales, Aspergillaceae.
AUGGCGUCCAACACUCUAUCCUCCAUCUUGAGUCCAGAUGAUGAAAACCAAAUCACAGCAAUACAGGCGAUGGAAGCGGAGAGUAUCGAUAAAGUUUUCCCCGACUCGGGGGCCACACACAACGACAAAAAUGACAUGCACCGAAUGGGAAAGAUUCAAGAAUUCAAGCGCAACUUCCGCCCAUUAGCUGCGUUAAGCUUUUCAGCCGUUCUCCAAGCCACGUGGGAAUUUAUCUUGAUAUCCAACUCUCAAGGCCUGGAAAAUGGUGGGUAUGCUGGCCUUUUUUGGUCUUUCAUAUGGACUUUUAUUGGAUUCGGGUUUAUUAUCCUUAGCCUGGCUGAAAUGGCGUCCAUGGCACCGACAUCAGGUGGUCAGUAUCAUUGGGUUUCAGAAUUUGCACCGAAGCGAUACCAGAAGUUCCUUAGCUAUACGACCGGAUGGAUGUCUGUUUUGGCUUGGCAAGCUGGGGCAGCUAGUGGGUCCUUUCUUACUGGAACGAUCAUCCAAGGCUUGAUCAGCAUACGCGACCCAAGCUAUCAGCCACAGAAUUGGCAGGGAACUCUCUUCGUCUGGGCGAUGAUUGCAGUCAUUUACUUUUUCAACGUCUAUGCCGCAAACUGGAUGCCACGGAUACAAAAUCUGCUUCUCGCUUUGCAUCUUAUGUGCUGGGUUAUUGUGGUUGUUACGCUAUUUGCCAUGACUCCCCAUCAACCCGCGAAGGUAGUAUUUACCGAAUUUUACAACGGUGGCGGCUGGCCGACCAUAGGAGUGAGCUUGAUGGUCGGCCAGAUUUCUGCGAUCUAUGGGUCACUCAGUUCGGAUGCUACAGCGCACAUGUCGGAGGAGGUAAAGGAUGCCGGACGCUACGUUCCCAUUGCAAUUGCAUGGGGAUAUUUUGGCAAUGGUGUAUUGGCAAUCAUUGUUCUUGUUGGGCUACUACUCUCAAUCGAAUCAGUUCCAGCGUCACUAAACGACAGCUCCGGAUUCCCAUUCCUCUUCGUUUUACGAAACACAAUGUCACUGGCCGGAGUGAAUGGAUUGGCCUCUAUUAUUUUGAUUCCUGUCAUUUUCAGCAAUAUUCUGUUCAAUGCAUCGACGGCUCGUCAAACACAUGCCUUUGCUCGCGAUAAGGGUCUUCCCUUUGCUCGGUGGAUCUCCCAUGUCCAUCCUCGCCGUCGAAUCCCCGUGCGCGCUAUCGGCCUUUCCUGUCUGACAAGCGGCCUGCUCUCACUUAUCUACAUCGGAUCUUCGGUCGCAUUCAAUGCCAUCAUCUCAUUGAAUGUGGCAGCUCUCAUGUACACGUACGCCGUUUCCAUGAGCUGCGUGAUUUAUCGAAAGAUAUAUUGUCCUGAAACUCUUCCGCCACGGCGAUGGUCGCUGGGACCAGCCGGGCUGGCUAUAAAUAUCAUUGGCUUGAUGUACGUGUGCUUCGCUCUUUUCUGGUCCUUCUGGCCGCCCAGUCCAUCUGCGGGAGUGGAAGACUUUAACUGGAGUGUGGUUAUAUUUGUGGGGGUUUUCGUUCUCAGUCUGGUCAUGUAUAUCUUUCAAGGGAAGAUGCAAUAUGUGGGGCCUGUUGUUACGGUACAAAGACGCGACUAA